AUGGCAGAAAAGACAGCUGCAAAUUUACUCAGUAAAUCUUUAGAACAAAUACCCAAAUAUUCAGGCAAACCUGAUCAAAAUGCUGAUGAAUGGCUUAAGGAACUUACAAGCACGUUUCGUAUGGCUGAUAUUAAUGAAUCGCAAGCAAUCAAAAGUAUACCUAAAUUUUUCGAAGGCCCUGCUAAGCAAUGGUAUCUUGAAAAUAAUACAACGUUCGAAUCAUGGAGUGUAUUUAAAGCAGAAUUCCUUCAUACAUAUUCGUCUCCAGAAUUGAAACAAUUGGCAUCACAUCGCUUACGAACUCGUCAACAACGUAUCGAUGAACCUGUUAAUGAAUACUAUACUAAUAUUAUGAAAUUAUGCAAAAUAGUCGAUCCCAAUAUGACUGAUGUAUCCAAAAUUGAUCAUUUAUAUCACGGUAUAAAAUGA
Molecule: messenger RNA, 429 nt
Organism: Rotaria socialis
Lineage: Eukaryota; Metazoa; Rotifera; Eurotatoria; Philodinida; Philodinidae
Source: the annotation of a GenBank genome assembly